Fusarium verticillioides 7600 is the source of this 495-nucleotide messenger RNA. RefSeq lists its product as hypothetical. Bases 1 to 495 code for a protein of 164 amino acids. NCBI's taxonomy places the organism in Eukaryota, Fungi, Ascomycota, Sordariomycetes, Hypocreales, Nectriaceae. The transcript has a single exon. The record is from RefSeq and is a predicted model, not a curated record.
AUGUGCCAAGGUAACAGCCCCGAAAACAGCUUUGAUCCCAGACAUCUAGUCACUGGUGACGACGUAGGAGGGACUCUGCUGUACCAGUUGGGCCAUAUGUUGCUGUACCUUAUUAAUAACGAGUACUGGGAACUGGCAUGGAUCAUCCAGGAGCUUUUGCUUGGUGGUCAAGGCGUGGUCUUAAUUGGGCAAACCGAAAUCCCUUGGGACCGUCUUUUCCAGCACACGCGCUUGCUCUGUGAGCCUGACAACCAUUUAUCCUCAAUAAAACCAGAGUUCUUUGCCCAGUCACCGCUGGCAACUAUUGCUAGACACAGAAAGGAGGGCUCUGGAUUCACGCCAUUGAAUCUUCCAGAGCUCCUGUCUCAAUUCGGCAAUGUACGAUCGCAUGACUUUCACGAUCGGAUCUACGCACUAUUGGGGCUUGCAAAAGACAGAGAUCGGGUUACGGUAGACUAUGGUUCAACCAAAGAAGAUUUCUUCUUCGACAUUUGA